Molecule: messenger RNA, 1239 nt
Organism: Opisthorchis viverrini
Lineage: Eukaryota; Metazoa; Platyhelminthes; Trematoda; Opisthorchiida; Opisthorchiidae
Exons: 7
Coding region: 1-1239 (412 amino acids)
Source: RefSeq, a predicted model, not a curated record
AUGACGACUCCAUCGUGGUUUCUUGGAUCAACUGACAGUUUGAUUGGUCAGUCCACCAGUGUGCUGCGCGAUACCACUCCUGCAGAAGCCUUGAAAGUAUUACAUCAACAGAUUCAUCUACCGGCUGAACUACUCAACUCCUUUGGCAUUGUUCCAUCUGUGGACUCUCGACGUUCUACACUCACCUUAACCCAGUCCCCAAUGAGCGUCACUUCCAUCCAACCAGUUGACUCCAGCAUUUGUGAUCUUCCAGGACGGUUCUGCUUUCAGUCAAUGCGCAUUGUGUUCCUGAACCGACUUCAAAUUUCUACUGACAAUGUGAUUCCUGUUCAACUACUCAUUCGGUCGCCGCCUCAUGAUUUAGUUGGCACGAUAUCCGAGAUAUCGCAGUAUAUUUUCAUAAGGGAAACUACUCACAAGGUGGCUGAAAACUCUUCGACAGCCCACGACCAGUUUCGCCCUUCCAGUUCGGGCUCAUCAGGUAGGCGCAGUCCCCGAGUUUCCAUCAACCUUAUUUUCUACUUGAACCUACCUGAUGAGCCCCAAGAAGGGCGAAACCGGUUGUGGGCCGUCGAAGAGUUUUCAGCAACCUUGUCCGUGGUUCGAACCCGACCUCUACCACUCGACUUCUCCUGUCUAGGCUUGAGCAACCGGGCAGUAUCCCAGCCUUCGGAUGGCAUGGCAGUUAGGCACCGAAAGGGUGCUACAGCUGAACGACCAUCCACGCUCAAAGUAUUGUUCUACACUGUACACUCUAUUCACUCUGGGACAACCGGCGAUGUCUACUGCCUCGGCCACCAGUCGCUGUGGUGUGGAUCGAAGUGCCCGUCUCAAAAUGUCCCCAUUUUCAAAAUCUAUCCUGUGCCUUGCUAUUGCCGAAUCUUUGACUAUCGCCUGCUAAUCAUCUACAUUUCUCAGCGAUCUGUUACUACAUCGCUUAUGCUCACCGAUUCUGGUAUACAAUUCCCUGGACGCUUGCCCUUUAUAAACCUUCCUGAAGUCUCAAGAAAUCUCACGAGUGGUUCCCUGACCUCCUCAAAACCCGAUCAUCCUGUUGGCACGAUAUUCGAAAUAUCGCAGUAUAUUUUCAUAAGGGAAACUACUCACAAGAUGGCUGAAAACUCUUUGACAGCCCAUGACCGGUUUUGCCCUUCCCCUUUGGGCUCAUCAGGUAGGCGCAGUCUCCGAGUUUCCGUCAAACUUACGUUCUACUUGAACCCAAAUUGGAAUGUUUUUUGA